Molecule: messenger RNA, 963 nt
Organism: Mastomys coucha (southern multimammate mouse)
Lineage: Eukaryota; Metazoa; Chordata; Mammalia; Rodentia; Muridae
Exons: 3
Coding region: 45-755 (236 amino acids)
Source: RefSeq, a predicted model, not a curated record
CUCAUUGUGCAGGCCUGAGACUCUGCAGCCCUCCGGAGUCCGGCAUGCUAAGCCCGGGAGCAGCGCGGCCGGCCGAGGGCAGGGCCUCGCGCAUCCCGGGCAGCCUCGCCUGGCGCCAGCGGAGCCUCCGGGGCAAGCCGAGCCCCAGCCGCCCGCAGCGCGCCGGGGAGGUGGCGCGGCGCAGCGGCCCCGGAAGGCGGUGGGAAAGUCGAAUCGCCUCCUCUGGCCCCAAGGCCACGCCACGCUACCGUCCCAGAUCAGCCUCCCUUCUCCGUCGGUCUAGCCCUCCCCUCCGUGCUGUGCUCGGACCCCGGAACAGCCAGAGGAACCCCGGCACAGAUGGAGCGGAAAGAGUGUUCAGAGACGGGGGCCAGGAAGGAGCCGCCACGCUUACCUGCAAUUGCUCAGACUCCCAGGUCCCGUGCAGGCGACAUGCCCCGGGGACUCCGGGCUCGUACAGACCAGGUGGCUUACAGUUAAAAAAAAAAAAUCCAAAACAACCAAACAAACAAAAAACCCCAACCUUCCAAAGGGUUUCCGCAACAACUUAUGGAAGACCAAAAACGUGGGGUGCAACGAGGCUGAAUGUACCGGCGCAGGGACUAGGCGAUCCCGGAGGGGACACCGCCAGGCCGACCCUGCGCUGCUCUGUGCCUGGUUGGAGACACUACCGCUGUCAGCGUCUGCUCCCGGCUACUUCAGUGUUUGUUCAAUUGGCAAGAAGAGGAAGACUCAAGCUCUUAAGUCUAAUCUGAGAGAUGAUUGCCCUAGUAGAUGCCAAGGACCAUGACAAACGCCUCAGUAGAAGCAACCGAAAAGCAGCACAAAGCACACAUGCGCAGGAAUGUGCCCUUAGCCUCUGAGUAACCCUUGGCCAACCAGCUGCUGUCAGGCAAGGUCUCUCACUACCCUGGUAUGGCUAGCCUGGCUGGUUAGUGAGUUUCACGGAUCCACCUCCUUCCA